Colletotrichum acutatum is the source of this 767-nucleotide messenger RNA. RefSeq lists its product as uncharacterized. The transcript is spliced from 2 exons. Bases 84 to 767 code for a protein of 227 amino acids. Lineage: Eukaryota; Fungi; Ascomycota; Sordariomycetes; Glomerellales; Glomerellaceae. The record is from RefSeq and is a predicted model, not a curated record.
CCGGAUCAAAAGCUAACCUUCUCAAGAGAGCGAAAGUAGGCAAGAAGCUAGGUUUCUUAUCACUGCCAGCUGAGUUACGCAACAUGAUCUAUGACCUUACUCUCGUACAAAGACGGAUAAUCAUCUGCUGGGAUCAUAGCAACAUGCGUUUCCGACACCAUCGAGACCAUCGUGUCUCUGGCUCUCUCCUACGCACCUGUAAGACAAUUCACGCCGAUGCCAGAGCUCUGAUGUACUCGACUACAUUUGAGAUUGAGAACAUGGAUUAUCUCGAAAGAUGGCUGAAGAGAGUCGGUCCGGGAGCUGUCAACAUACGGGAAAUUAAAUUGACACGCUCGUUCCAAGCAUCCUUUGCUCAAAGUUACGGGGUCAAUCUUCCGGUAUGGAACCAGAGAGAUUACAGGGCUACCACGCGAAGGGUUGCCAAACUACUCGGUGGCUGCCAACAUCUCGAAAGUCUGGACUUGGGCUUCCUGUACACCACGGUGUACCAGACGACGACCCUCAUCGAGAACAAAGAUAAACCUGCGUACUGGCAAAGGGAGGCACGACUUCUUGCCGAAAUGGUGUUCAGCGAUUUGUCAGUCUUGCUAGUAGCAGCCAAGGCUUCCGGCAAAACACUGGAUCAAGUGGCAGGCUUACCUAAAAUUCACCACAAGAACUUUGAUUGUAUUGAACACCACCCCUCCAGUUUGGGGAAUGGCCAGCCACGUCGAGAGACAGCUUGUCACAUGAAGUUGUUGAUUGCGAAGCACAUCGGAAACUAA